Messenger RNA from Mytilinidion resinicola, 725 nucleotides. RefSeq lists its product as uncharacterized. The record is from RefSeq and is a predicted model, not a curated record. Bases 173 to 589 code for a protein of 138 amino acids. NCBI's taxonomy places the organism in Eukaryota, Fungi, Ascomycota, Dothideomycetes, Mytilinidiales, Mytilinidiaceae. The transcript has 3 exons.
UCAGUCUCGUCUUCGUCGGCGUCUGCCCACGCCCACGGCUGCGUGACUGCCCGGCGCUGCUCGCGGUCCUCGAGGAUGUCCGCAAGCAUCAUCGCUGGCGGUUGGCGGGCGCCGGACGCAGCGCCGAGAUGAAGGACCAGCCGCUCUCCACACGCCUCCAGCGCGCAUCAGCAUGUCUCUGGACGCGCCGGGAUGCAGCAAGUCGCCAUUGAAAGCUUCCUCGCGUGCGCGCCCGCCCUCCAACGCCAGCCUCAACAUCCGGAGGCCCCUCAGUUCCUUCUGCUUGGUGGAAGGCUGCCAGACUCCAUCCUGCUUGCUGUCUCGCCGUCUGCUGCUUUCUUCCUGCCUUGCCUGCGAUGCCGACUUCUGCUGCCGCAUCUACCUUUACACCCUCUGUUCCCCUGUCCCAUUUCGUGCCCCAGCUGUUUCCUCUCUGCCACUGAAGCCUCAUCCACUGUCUGUCCGCACGGCGCUUACUGCUGCUCUUCUCACUGGCCCUCGAUCCGCAUCUACGCCGCACUGGCUUCAGGAGCGUUUCCAACUUUCUCGGCACCGACACUCGCUGUUCCAAGCUUCCACCGCGCCCUGACGGGACCUGCCAAUUGAGAAUCAACCAACGCACUGCACGGAGGACUAUAAUCCAGGUCGACUACCCGCCAAUCUCUCAGAUAUACGCUUGGAUUCGCUCUAUUUACCUUUUCAUAUUAUCAGUAUCAUAUUAAUGC